AUGCGUCUCUUUCCAUGCCUGUGUGUUGUGCUUAGUUGUCUGCAAGGUGUGAGUUGUUCGUGUCCCUCCCAGUGCACCUGCGAGUAUUAUGGCAGAAACGACGGCUCAGGAGCAAGGUUGGUGCUAUGUAAUGACCUGGACAUGAAUGAAGUCCCUACCAACUUCCCCGUGGACACAGUGAAGCUGCAGAUAGAGAAGACUGUCAUCCGCAGCAUCCCUGCCGAGGCCUUCUACUACCUGGAAGAGCUCCAGUACCUCUGGGUUGCUUACAACUCUGUGGCCAGCGUAGACUCCAGCAGCUUUUAUAACCUCAAACAUCUGCAUGAGUUGCGCUUAGAUGGCAAUUAUUUGGCCGCUUUCCCCUGGACUUCUCUGCUGGACAUGCCCCACCUGAGGACUCUGGAUUUGCACAACAACAGAAUAACCAGUGUGCCAAAUGAGGCAGUCAGGUGUCUAAAGAACCUCACCUACUUGGAUUUAUCAAGCAACAGGCUAACCACUUUGCCGCCAGAUUUCCUGGAGAGCUGGUCCCACUUGGUAUCAAUACAUUCUAGAAGCCCAGAACUUCCACCCAAAAGAAUUAUACUUGGUUUGCAGGAUAACCCCUGGUUCUGUGACUGUCACAUUUCCAAAAUUAUUGAGCUGUCAAAGAUUACCGACCCCGCUGUCGUGCUUCUUGACCCACUGAUGGUUUGCAGUGAGCCCGAGCGCCUCACAGGAGUCUUAUUUCAGCGGGCUGAGUUGGAGCGGUGUCUGAAACCUUUAGUGAUGACCUCGGCCACCAAGAUCACAUCUGCCUUGGGCAGUAAUGUUCUGCUGCAAUGUGAUGCCACUGGUUACCCCACACCCCACCUCACGUGGACCAGGUCUGACAGCUCACCAGUGAAUCACAGAGUCAUUCAGGAAUCUCCAGGGGAAGGAGUCCGGUGGUCCAUCAUCAGCCUGGCAGGCGUUUCUCACAAGGAUGCUGGGGACUACAAAUGCAUAGCCAAAAAUUUGGCUGGGACGGCAGAAGCUGUGGUUACAGUGACAGUGGUUGGUGAUGUCUCCACCACCAGCUCAUCAGCCAUCUCUGAAGGAAGAAGUGACAAUCUUGCUGAGCAGGAGAUGCAGCCUGGAUCCGAGAGACCAACACCCAUGUUCACAACAUCAUCAUCGUCUCCACGGUUCCUUUCCUCUUCUUUACCUGCUUCUUCUGCUUCUCUUUCUAAUUCUGCUUGGUCUUCUCCUACUUCUUCCUCCUCAUUGUCUCCUUUCUUCUCCUCCAUCAUUUCUUCAACCAAAACUCCAAACACUAUCAUUGCAGCAAGCAUAGCCAGCAGACAGUCACUCCAGCUCCACUCAGACAGGAAAAAAACUGGAAAGAUAGAGAGGAGUGGGAAUAAGCUCUUUCCAGCCAACGUGAGUUGGAGGGAAGAGCCGGCAUUGCUGGAGCAAGCAAUGUCUAUGGAGACGAAUGGCACCAUAGAAAACCUCAGGGUGGUUAGUGAGACAGAAGGGAGCGUGACUUUGAGAUGGGACACCGCCAAUACCAUGCAGAACUCUGCAAUGACUGUGUUGUAUUCCAAGUAUGGGGAGAAGGAUCUGCUUCUAUGGGAUGCAGACUCCAGCCAGAACCAAGUAACCAUAGAUGGUUUGGAGCCUGGUGGACAAUAUAUGGCAUGUGUAAGUCCAACAGGGGUGCCUCCACAGAGAGAUCACUGUAUUAUCUUUUCUACAGACAGAGUUGAAGAAGGGGAUUCUCGGUGGUCAUUUCUAAUCGUGGUGACCAGUACUGCUUGUGUGCUGGUCGUGCCAUUGAUAUGUUUUUUGUUGUACAAAGUUUGCAAACUGCAAUGUCAGUCAGAAUCUUUCUGGGAAGAUGAUUUGUCAAAAGAGACUUAUAUCCAAUUUGAGACACUAUCCCCCAGGUCUCAAAGUUUAGGGGAGCUCUGGACGCGAAGGCACAAAGAAGACACAGAAAAAUUACUGCUUUAUUCUAAGCCAAAGGAGGACUCUCAGCUGACUUUUAAAAGCGAGGACUUGAAGCCAGUGUAUUACUGCUAA
This is a messenger RNA of Ochotona princeps (American pika), 2046 nucleotides long. It is a transcript of the gene LRIT3, whose product is annotated as leucine rich repeat, Ig-like and transmembrane domains 3. NCBI's taxonomy places the organism in Eukaryota, Metazoa, Chordata, Mammalia, Lagomorpha, Ochotonidae. Bases 1 to 2046 code for a protein of 681 amino acids. The record is from RefSeq and is a predicted model, not a curated record. The transcript has 4 exons. Gene Ontology annotation, molecular function: protein binding.